GGAGCUGUGGCAGAAAUCGCAGAAACAGAAGUUUGGCAAUUCCCUUUCCUUCCUUCGCGUGCGGCACUUUUUUUAAACAUCCAACUCUGUCUCAACGUCCAACAAGGGAACAGGGGGAGAAGAGGAAUUCAAAAUCUGCGGCCAUUAUUAAAUCACUCUGCACAAUAUCUGGGUUCAUGGGCGUCUUUUUCCAUGCAUUUCAUCCCAUCUUUUUUUGGGCGCGGCAGUAAACCUUACCAAUACCAACAAUCAGGAAACAAGAGGGAAUCAAUCUCAACGUCACUCAUCAGCCUCCCAGAGAGAAAGAGAGGAGCGGGAGACUGUCGUUUCAGCGCAUCAGAGUUGUUCCUUCUUCGACGGACGGACGGACGGACGGACGGUGAAGUUCAUCUUUCGCGGCCAUUCAAAUCACGAAAGCUCCAUCGUCCGACCGAAACUCUUCCUACACCACUUUGGCACUUACUUUCUAAGAUUCAGACAGAUUUUCUGUAGUUCGCUGCAACCCCCCGACUCCUUUUCUUAUGAUCAACUCUUAGAUUCUGACACUGUUGGGAUUUUUAAACCUAAAUCACUGCUUUUCCUUUUCCUUUUUUUUUCAGAAAGAGUUACAGGAGACUUUCAAAUUACAAAGCCAUUGGGUUUCUAAAAUCGCAAGUGAGGAUUUUUCAGAUUAGAUCUCGAAUCCCCCACACUCUAUUUGUUAUCUGUUUCUUUUUUCCCCUGGUGAAAACCUGAUCCUUUUUAGUAUUGUAUUUGCUCUUCCGGAACACGGUUUGUCGUUAGAGUUGUAGAGCAACAAGCUCUUGUUUUCUCAGAUCGAAGAAGUUCCGGACCGGAAAUCUAGGUGUUUUAAGCUGUAAAAUUAAAACUAAGCAUUUCCAAUACAGUGUUAAGUGCGUCGUUUGAUGGUCCGAUUCUAUGCUUUUUAUUUAUUUAUUUUCUUUGAACUGACAAAAGAAUUGAUCUUUAAUUAAACUGUGCCAAGCGUCGAAGCCUCGAACCGUCUAGAUUUCUACAAGGAAAAGAAACCAAUUACCAUGAAUGUUUAAAUCUGGGUUUUAUUAUAUAUGUUUAUAUGAAUGAACGUGUUUUGGAAAUGUCGAACUGAUGAGGCCGAAAAGAAAUAAAUGAAUAUUUUUGGGGCGCUUGUUUGUAAGUUGGAUCUUUAAUGUUUUCAUAACAAGGCAUUUGAGCGGGAAUCCCGCAUUUCGUUGAGGACUUCAAUUGAUUUUCUCAGUCCCUUUUGGUAUGAUUCUAGAAGCAGAAUCCCAGUUGCAUCGUUCAGGCCCACGUUAUCUGCUUACAUUCUCUUGCAAAGAUUUUCAGCCAAUGGACUCUGCAACAAAGCCUGUUAAACCUUCUUCUAACAUUUCAGACAUUGUCUAUAGAUUUGCCAAGGUUUGCAGGUUGAAAUCCAUUGGGGUCUUCCCCGGUGAAACCCCUAAUCACCACCACGGCAACAAUGGUCCUGCAACCGAAGACAGCAGCGAUGCUACCGAAGAGGCGGAAUACGAUUUCCAGAAAAUCCAUCCCCAGCCCAUUGAAGAAACCCUAGGCAGGCCCCCCCAAGACUCUGUCCUCACUGUGAUACCCAAGCUUUUCGAUACCAUUUCAGCCCUCAAACUAGCUUACAUUCACCUUCAAGAAGCUCACAUUCCAUAUGAUCCUGAGAAAAUCAGAGCUGCCGAUGACCUUGUCGUCUGUAAACUCAAAGCACUUUCGGAUAUCAAGCGCUCUUACAAGGAGAAGAAAGUAAGUAAAUCCAAAUCUGAUCCGUCUUCUUCGGAUUGUCUCUUGCUUGCUGAGAUUCGAGAUCGCGAGAAAACGUUACGUAAGUUGCAGUCACAGGUCGAAGCUCAAGAUUCGGUAAUCCUCCAGCUACAGCAAGAGCUGGAGACAUCGGAUCGAAAGAAUGCCGAUCUGAGUGAGAAGCUCAAGCAGAAAGCUUUCCAGGAAGAAAAUGCUCGGAAAGGUAGGAACUUCUCCCCAAAUUCUUUGUCAGAUGCUCUCAAGGCCGCGUCGGAAUCCAUUCAUGAUUUUGCGAAGCCACUGAUCAGUUUCAUGAAAGCGUCUGGUUGGAAUCUCGACCGUGCAGCGGACUCGAUUGAAGAAUCAAUAGUUUACUCGAAGAGGUCUCACAAGAAGUAUGCAUUCGAAGCCUAUCUCUCUAGACGAAUGUUCCAUGGGUUUUCCAUCCAGCACCAGCCCCAAAAUGUGGAUGAGAUUGCAAGGUUUAAAGACCCGUUUGAUGCUUUGGUAGAAGUCCCAAAUUCUACUUUUGCAAAGUUCUGCAGACUGAAGUACCCGUUGGUAGUGCAUUCAGAAAUGGAGGCGUCAUUCUUCGGAAAUCUGGAUCAGAGGACAUUCGUGUUGAGUGGGAGGCACCCAAGGACCCCAUUCUACCAGGCGUUCGUGAAAAUGGCGAAGUGGGUUUGGAUCGUGCAAGGUCUGGCUGCAUCAGUUAAACCUAAAGCAGAGAUUUUUGGGGUCAGGAGAGGAAGCGAAUUCUCGGAGGUCUAUAUGGAGAGUGUGGUUAAGGAUGAGGAGGAUGCACAGGUGCUGGUGGAGGGAGAAAAUGGAAGUCUCAGGGUUGGGUUCAUGGUGACACCUGGUUUCAGAGUUGGGGAGGAUGUGAUUAGGUCCCGGGUUUACCCGUCCAGGAUGAAUUCCUAGUACUAAUUAAUUAGUAAAUGUCGAACCAUCUUUUUAGUCUUUAGAGUUUAGAAUUUUGGAUGGAAGAAGGAGCAUUUGCUAAUUUUGGUAGUUUGGUUUUGUUAUAGAUUGGGUUUGGGCGGGUUGUAGGGGGGAAGGAAACCCAUAAAUGCCAAACUUUCAGAUGUUGGCUCCGUUUUUGUUGUUGGCUGUUGGUGUGGUAUCUGAGUGCAUCUCUUAUCUCUCAAUUGCAAUUUUCUUACUUGUAAAGCAGCUUUUGAGGAACCCCAACAAUUCCAUUAUUGGCAAAUGAUGAAUGUGUAUAUGUUCUUAUUAUGUUUGCAAAGAUUUUGGUGUACAAGCAAAAGUAUUGUCUUGGAAAUGGAGAACUAAUUAAAGGAUGCUCUGUAUGCUGCUCUU
Messenger RNA from Nelumbo nucifera (sacred lotus), 3072 nucleotides. RefSeq names its product MYB family transcription factor. The record is from RefSeq and is a predicted model, not a curated record. Gene Ontology annotation, biological process: response to red or far red light; negative gravitropism. NCBI's taxonomy places the organism in Eukaryota, Viridiplantae, Streptophyta, Magnoliopsida, Proteales, Nelumbonaceae.